Mustela lutreola (European mink) is the source of this 3294-nucleotide messenger RNA. RefSeq names its product proton activated chloride channel 1 (gene PACC1). Lineage: Eukaryota; Metazoa; Chordata; Mammalia; Carnivora; Mustelidae. Gene Ontology annotation, cellular component: cell surface. The transcript is spliced from 16 exons. The coding region runs from base 1460 to 2506 and encodes 348 amino acids. The record is from RefSeq and is a predicted model, not a curated record.
GGGGCCAUGACUCACCCGAACCGCGCCCCCCGCCCGCGGACGAGCGCACGUGAGCGCGCGCCGCGCUGUUUUCUAAGAUUAGCUCGGCGGCUUCGGUGGGGUCGCGCGAGGCAGCUGCUAGAGGCGGUGCUCUGUCAAAAUGAGUGAUUAACCAAGAGGAAGGCCUCAGAGCCUGGAAUCAGGGGCUCCAGCUAGUUGCAAAGGAAUAAAGCAUUCAGAAUCCAGACACAAGCUCUCCACGGGGAAGUACAUGCACUGUGCUUACUUUAAGGGGAGAGAGUGUCCAUCAUCUCACACCCAGGAGAUCUACGGUAACCACCAUGUCCGUGACUUAGUUGUUGGAAGAGUCACCUCUGUAGUCCUCCAAGGCAGCAUGGUGCCUGAGAGCUCCGCAGGACACCUGUGACCUAGACUGGGUGGUCCUUGCCCCUCUCCAGUCUUCGGCGGGAAACACUUUAUAAGCAGAUUAGUUCUCCACCCUGCUGCCCGGAGCCAGAUCUCUUGCCAUGCCAAAUUGUUGGAAUGGUUCAGUGACAAGUGUGUUAUUAAGAAGAAAUUUAUGACGCCUUAUUCAGAGCCUCAAUGUCCCCUCUUGUCAAGUGGGUUGAUCACAAAGGCCCAAGGGACACCGUUGGCAAGAAGACGAAGCCCAUGAGCUACAGCGUCGGGACGCCGGGUCCAGAUCUCCAACUGCCCGAGGGGCUUCUGAAGCAGCUCUUACAGAAGUUAGGGAGAGUGGAACGUGAGCUCGGACAGCCUCGCUUCUCAUCCCACAUCUUCCACUGAUGAAAUAAGGCCUUUGGGCAAGUUGUUGAACCGACUCAAGCUGCAGCCGCCUCAUCGGUGACAUGGAGGAUGACAAGGACACCUGCGUGGGCAGGUGACUCUCGGCAGCAAAUGAAGGGGUCCGGGUAGGGCACGUUAGCCCCAUACCGAGCAUACAGACUACGAACAUGGGGGAUACUCUGCUUCUCAACCCUGUUCGUGCCCAGAGCGGCCUGCGGAAUGGGUGUCCGAGACCAACAGCAAACCUACGAGCCUGGGGGUGGCGGGUGCAGACUGCAAGGGGGAUGGGGCCACCAAGGCAGGUUGGAGCCAAACUGUGAAGGUCCCAAGUUCACGGGAGCUUGGGCAUGACUCUGCAGGGAUAAAAUGUUAUCUUCAAAUUCCUAUCCCCUCCCACCACCACCGAAGAGAACAACGCAAAAACAGAUGGCAUGAAUUUCCUAACUACCAUCAGGGUGGAUGGGCUGGGACAACUGGCACGUUCUAGGACACGCAAGACCAGGCCUCCUUUGUCUCAGCCCCACUGAGGGUGUACCAGGGAGCCCCUGCAGUAAUCCAGUAAUCCCAGUGAGAGGUGGUGGUGGCUUGGGCCGGCCUGACUGAUAAAAGCAUCUUACAGCUGGGAAGACUCCAAAGAGCUCGCAGCCCGAAGAACAGGGAGUGGUAGCCAGGCAUGAUCCAAAGGUACAAAGCUCUAACUCGGCUGAGUGAGGAGUUGGAUCAGGUGGUUGAGAACUCAGAGCGGACGGACGGGCAGGAAAAGGAGACAGACGGAGUCCAAGGUCCAGGAGUCUUACCAGCCCUGGACAGCGAGUCCGCCUCCAGCAGCAUCCGCUUCAGCAAGGCCUGCCUGAAGAACGUCUUCUCCGUCCUGCUCAUCCUCAUCUACCUGCUGCUCAUGGCCGUGGCCGUCUUCCUGGUCUACCAGACCAUCACAGACUUCCAAGAGAAGCUCAAGCACCCCGUCAUGUCGGUGUCUUACAAGGAGGUGGAUCGCUAUGACGCCCCAGGGAUUGCUCUGUACCCGGGUCAGGCCCAGCUACUCAGCUGCAAGCACUAUUACGAGGUCAUUCCGCCUCUGAGGAGCCCCGGCCAGCCGGGUGACAUGGACUGCACCACCCAGAGGAUCAACUACACGGACCCUUUCUCCAACCAGACCCUGAAAUCCGCCCUGAUUGUGCAGGGGCCCCGCGAGGUGAAGAAGCGCGAGCUGGUCUUCCUCCAGUUCCGCCUGAACCAGAGCAGCGAGGACUUCAGCGCCAUCGAUUACCUCCUCUUCUCGUCCUUCCAGGAGUUCCUGCGCAGCCCAGACAGGGUGGGCUUCAUGCAGGCCUGCGAGAGCGCCUAUUCCAGCUGGAAGUUUUCCGGGGGCUUCCGCACGUGGGUCAAGAUGUCCCUGGUGAAGACGAAGGAAGAGGACGGGCGGGAGGCGGUGGAGUUCCGGCAGGAGACCAGCGUGGUCAACUACAAUGACCAGAGGCCAGCCGCCGAAAGGAGCGCUCAGUUGUUUUUUGUCGUCUUUGAAUGGAAAGAUCCUUUCAUCCAGAAAGUCCAAGACAUAAUCACCGCCAAUCCUUGGAACACAAUCGCCCUUCUCUGUGGGGCCUUCCUGGCAUUGUUUAAAGCAGCAGAGUUUGCCAAACUGAGUGUGAAGUGGAUGAUCAAAAUUAGGAAGAGAUACCUUAAAAAAAGAGGUCAGGCAGCAAACCACAUAAGCUGAGGUGGCCUCGUGGUGUUGGUAGAACUGCCCCCGGCGAUGGAAGUUCUCGUCAUUUCUGUGUUGGUAAACGGAGCGGCCAGCGGCCCUGUGCCCACCUGCCACGGCCUCGCUGGGAGGACCAGCCUGCCAGACUGCAGCUUCUCACCUGGCCCCGAAAGAGGAUGUUUAGAGCCUAAUGGAGCAGAUCCAGUGGAUAACCUACAACCUAUUUAAGUAUUUAAAUUAUUAAUGAACAUUUUUGGACAUAUGACUAGGGAUUGUGGAAGACGGAAUUAGAUAUGUCUCAGGUUUUCUGAAGGUUUGUGAAGCUGCCUUACUUGGUUUGGUGUAUAGUUAAGCUCUAACGGGAUAAUCCAGGCUCUACACUUCACCUUAGUCCCCCCCCCCCCCAAGGUUUUUAUAAAGUGGACAGAGAGUGUGAUUUUUUUCCCCCAAAUCCUGAGGCUGCAGAUGCGCAGGUUCUGCGUUGAGCCCUCUGCACCCCAUACCCAAGGGCAGAAUCCGUUGUGUCCGGCGUCACCAGCCAGUUCCAUCAUCCAGCCUCUGACACGUUCUCUCAUUUGUUAAAUUUUAAAUGGGACUUUUGUAAAGCUUCUAGAAAGUAGUGCUAAGAUAUCUUGAGGAUUGACUAGCCACUUACGUGUCUGGCUCGAGUAUCUGUUGAUGCGGGUAUGAGCGCGCAGUGAUUAACAUGCAGAAGCCCUGUGACAUGUGUGCAGAGGAGAUGCCUACUCAGUGUAUUUUGAUGAUUUUAUUAACAGGUAAAUAAAAGUUAGGUUAAUGCAAAA